Messenger RNA from Centropristis striata (black sea bass), 8280 nucleotides. It is a transcript of the gene ppip5k1a, whose product is annotated as diphosphoinositol pentakisphosphate kinase 1a. The coding region runs from base 467 to 4810 and encodes 1447 amino acids. The transcript is spliced from 32 exons. The record is from RefSeq and is a predicted model, not a curated record. Gene Ontology annotation, cellular component: cytosol. Lineage: Eukaryota; Metazoa; Chordata; Actinopteri; Perciformes; Serranidae. Gene Ontology annotation, molecular function: inositol hexakisphosphate kinase activity; 5-diphosphoinositol pentakisphosphate 1-kinase activity; diphosphoinositol pentakisphosphate kinase activity. Gene Ontology annotation, biological process: inositol metabolic process; inositol phosphate biosynthetic process.
AUUGGUUUCACAUGCAAACUGUCAGGAGAGCAGAGAAGCGAGCUGAUGGCAGCCAUACAAACGUCCCAGCAACACUGAAUGUCAGUCUUGCAUACAAAUGGAGGACAGGACUGUCAUGAGAUAAUUGGAGCUGCAGCCUCCAAGUUGCCGAAGACUCUUGAGAAACCCAACAGUCAUAUGAGAUGUUAAUUUGCUGAAUGAAGAAUGAGAAACUUGAAUAACAGCAUCAUUGCAGAGGACUGACCAGAACCAUUGUUUCUCACAUAACCUUUUGGGUUUGAGCGCCCCUCAUUCAGUCUCAUUCUGUCCCCGCACACCUUCAUCCACCGGCUCUGCUGUCCAGCCAAGGCAGAGUGGACCCAUCCCUCUCCCCAGGCCUUGCGCCCUCCCAUCGGCGGCCCGCUCUGGCGGUGUGUUGGUGUACGAUGGCGCGGUGGGACGCUGAAGGCCGCUGCGGGGGACUGUGAUGUCAGAGCCCAACAGCCCGGGCGAGAGCCGGCGUGGCGCUCCCAGAUUCUUCGUGGGCUGCGAGGACGAUGAGAGCGAGGUCCUGGAUGAUAGCAUGAGGACAGACAUGGAGCUGUAUGAGGACGACGAAGACACAGACUCGCCCCCGGAGCGACAGAUCAUGGUGGGGAUCUGCUGCAUGAUGAAGAAGUCCAAGUCUAAGCCAAUGACCCAGAUUCUGGAGAGGCUGUGCAAGUUUGAGUACAUCACUGUGGUCAUCUUCCCAGAGGACGCCAUCCUCAACGAGCCGGUGGACAAGUGGCCUCUGUGUGACUGCCUCAUCUCCUUCCACUCCAAGGGAUUCCCGCUGGAUAAGGCAGUGAGCUAUGCCAAACUGAGAAACCCUCUGCUCCUCAAUGACCUGAACAUGCAGUACUACAUACAGGACAGGAGAGAGGUGUAUCGCAUCCUGCAGGAGGAAGGGAUUGAUCUGCCGCGCUACGCUGUGCUGAACCGUGACCCGGAUAAACCAGAUGAGUGCAACCUGGUGGAAGGAGAGGACCAUGUGGAGGUGAAUGGAGAGAUUUUCCAGAAGCCUUUUGUUGAGAAGCCUGUCUGCGCUGAGGACCACAACGUCUACAUCUACUACCCAACCUCUGCUGGCGGUGGCAGCCAACGACUCUUCAGAAAGAUCGGGAGCCGGAGCAGUGUGUACUCACCGGAGAGCAGCGUGAGGAAGACGGGCUCUUACAUCUAUGAAGAGUUCAUGCCAACAGAUGGCACAGAUGUUAAGGUGUACACUGUGGGGCCUGACUAUGCUCACGCUGAAGCCCGGAAGUCCCCGGCUCUGGAUGGGAAGGUGGAGAGAGACAGCGAGGGGAAGGAGGUCCGCUACCCCGUCAUGCUCUCAGCUAUGGAGAAACUGGUGGCCCGUAAAGUCUGCCUGGCAUUCAAGCAAACUGUGUGUGGCUUCGAUCUUCUCCGAGCCAAUGGACACUCUUAUGUGUGUGAUGUCAACGGGUUCAGUUUUGUGAAGAACUCAAUGAAGUAUUAUGACGACUGUGCCAAGAUCCUCGGGAACAUCGUGAUGCGUGAGCUGGCGCCUCAGUUCCAGAUUCCCUGGUCCAUCCCUACGGAGGCAGAAGACAUCCCCAUUGUUCCCACUACGUCAGGGACCAUGAUGGAGCUUCGCUGCGUCAUCGCUGUCAUCCGACAUGGAGACCGAACGCCCAAACAGAAGAUGAAGAUGGAAGUUCGCAACCCAAUGUUCUUUGACCUAUUUGAAAAAUAUGGAGGAUACAAAACUGGGAAAUUAAAGCUGAAGAAGCCAAAACAACUGCAGGAGGUGCUGGACAUCACACGGCAGUUGUUGGCAGAACUGGGACAGCACAAUGACUGCGAGAUAGAAGAGAAGAAGUCCAAACUGGAGCAGCUGAAGACUGUUCUGGAAAUGUACGGACACUUCUCAGGGAUCAACCGAAAAGUUCAACUAACUUACCUGCCCCAUGGGCAGCCCAAAACCUCCAGUGAGGAAGAAGACACACGUAAGGAAGGUCCAUCUCUGCUGCUGGUGCUGAAGUGGGGAGGAGAGCUGACUCCCGCUGGCAGAGUUCAGGCUGAGGAGCUGGGGAGGGCCUUCCGCUGUAUGUACCCCGGAGGUCAAGGAGACUAUGCUGGAUUUCCAGGCUGCGGGUUACUGCGGUUACACAGUACCUACAGACACGACCUGAAAAUUUAUGCUUCUGAUGAAGGCAGGGUGCAGAUGACGGCUGCAGCUUUCGCAAAGGGUUUGCUGGCACUGGAGGGCGAGCUGACACCGAUCCUGGUUCAGAUGGUGAAGAGCGCCAACAUGAACGGGCUGCUGGACAACGACAGCGACUCGCUGAGCAGCUGCCAGCACCGCGUCAAGGCCCGACUCCACGAGAUUCUGCAGAAGGACAGGGACUUCACUGAAGAGGACUUCGAUAGGCUGGCCCCGACCUGUAGCGUGUCUUUGGUGAAUACAAUGAAGAUAGUGGAGAACCCAGUGGCCACAUGUGACCAGGUCUACGCCCUCAUUCAGAGCCUCACCUCCCAGAUCCGCAAAAGGAUGGAGGACCCCAAGUCAGCUGACCUGCAGCUGUACCACAGUGAGACACUGGAGCUGAUGCUGCAGCGCUGGUCCAAACUCGAGAGAGACUUCCGCAUGAAGAACGGCCGUUACGACAUCAGUAAAAUUCCCGACAUCUACGACUGUGUGAAGUACGACGUCAUUCACAACGCCACUCUGGGUCUGGAGGACACACUGGAGCUGUUCAGACUGUCUCGAGCUUUGGCCGACAUUGUCAUCCCACAGGAAUAUGGCAUAAAUAAAGUGGAGAAAUUGGACAUAGCAUACGCCCACUGCCUCCCACUCGUCAGAAAGAUUCAGCUUGACCUUCAGAGAACCCACGAGGACGAGUCUGUCAACAAACUGCACCCUCUGUACUCUCGUGGAGUGAUGUCUCCUGGGCGCCACGUCAGAACACGUUUAUACUUCACCAGCGAGAGUCACGUCCACUCCCUGCUCAGCAUUUUCCGCUAUGGAGGCCUGCUCAAUGAGGAGAAGGAUCAGCAGUGGAAGCGUGCCAUGGAUUACCUCAGUGCGGUCUCUGAACUCAACUACAUGACUCAGAUUGUCAUCAUGCUGUAUGAGGACAACAACAAGGACCUCACCUCAGAGGAGCGCUUCCACGUAGAGCUUCACUUCAGUCCCGGUGUGAAAGGCGUCGAAGAGGAGGAGAACGCACCAACCGGCUUCGGCUUCAGGCCCGCUUCUGCAGAGGUAGCACGCCAGAACGGGCAGAAACAGACCGACCCCGGCAGCCUGGAGGACCUCUCACGAGAUGAGACCGACCGCGCCGUGCCGCUGUCCGAGCCAAUCACCAUUCAGAGGAGGUCCCCGCUCAUACGCAACCAUAAGACUGGAUCCAUGGAGGUUCUGUCAGAGACAUCAUCCUCUAAAGUAGGCAGUUAUCGCCUAUUCUCGUUAUGCUCACGUCAAUCCCCCGAGAUGAAACAAAGUGGAUUAGGCUCUCAGUGCGCCGGGCUCUUCAGCACCACUGUCCUAGGUGGGUCCUCUAGCGCCCCUAACCUGCAGGACUACGCACGCGCACAUCGCAAAAAAUUCUCCACCGGCAGUCUGUCCUACAAAGACGAGUUGUUGUCUAUGCCGGCAGUAAAACGAUUUUCUGUGUCGUUUGCAAAGUUUCCGACUAAUGGAACACAAGAUGACACAUCCACCAUAGCAGUAGCUCCACCUCUCUGGUGCACUGCAAAAGAGCCCCUGGAGGAGCACCGUGUGGCCCAGUUGUUGAGGCAUUUCUCCACCGACCUUAGCCUGGGCCGCCACCUCUCUCUGGACGGGGCCCUGGCCCACCACCUCCACCAGUGCUCCUACCACCUCCGCCUCUUCCGAAACUGGCUCAUCUCCGGCCAAGACCCCCUAGAGUACCUCCACGGCUUUGAAGGCUGCUCCAUGGUGCCGUCCAUCUAUCCCCUGGAAACGCUGCACAACUCGCUGUCGCUAAAGCAGGUCAACGAGUUCCUCACCGGUGUGGUCGAGAGUGCGGGGGAUCCACACACGAGGACCACCAGAGCGCUGACAGCCAUGUUUGAUGCACACAACCAGCCGUCAGUGGACUCGUACAUCCCUCAGAGAGUCCUCUCUUCCUCCAUCUCUCUCAGAUCUCGUUCUGACAGACCUCCUUGGUACAGCAGCGGUCCAUCCAGCACAGUAUCCAGCGCUGGACCGUCCUCUCCCAUUACAGCCGACACUUCCCCGCGCUUCAGCUUCAGUGAUAAGAUGGCCCUCACCCCUCAGAGCAGUGAGGAAACUCACUCCUCUCAGAACAUUUCCUCUCAGGCAGCACCCACCGCCGGGUCACAAGACCCGAGCUGCCCUGCUGGUUUGAACCCCGCUGAAGUCCCUCUGACUCCAAACAACUCACCAGAGGAGGAUGCAGAGCUCUGUGCUGUUACUGAUCACCAGCCUGAUGAUCCUGAACACACACAGGAAUGGCAGGAGUUCUCAACUGCACCCGUCGAUCCCUUCAGUGUUGCAAUUUCAGAUCCGGGCCUGAGACCACCCUGCUCUGCGUUAGCGGAGCUCACUCUGGCUCGGAUGGAGGGUUACUGCCUCCCGGGGUCCCUGCCUGUGCUGCUGGAGCUCAGAGAGAGCAGCAGCGAGGCGGGCUCCAGCUCCCAGACGCCCCAGUCUCCUGAGGGACCUGAUGAGUUCUUUGACACCCAGGAGUCGAUGGAGCUGUGGAUGGACAGUCCAGAAAGCCUCCCCCACCCUGAGACACCCCUGGAGGUCGGAGCCACUCACACAGCGGAGCCGUAGAGCGCUGACGGAACAACACAGCCGUCAGAAACUGCUGUAGUUACAUUUGUUACUUCACAAUCCAUGUUCUUAAUCAUGAGCAGUGAAGCAUCGUACUGUGUUACAGCCGACCGGAGCUCCCAUCUCCUCUAGUUAAUGACUACUGUGUGUUGAGUGAUAAUGAAUGGGCAGCUGAUCCUCACAUGAGGCUCUGUGUCGGAGAGUCAUAUGACAGUGCCAUACGUGCUGUUCAUGCCUAUCAGAAAGCACACUGGGGACACACCGGUGACACCUCCUGUGACAGUCCACUGGUCCAGUUCAGCUGUUUGUAAACAUCGAGCCACUUGGUGUCAGGUGAAGCUUUGUUACGGUCGCUUAUAUGCUGUUGCACAAACCCUUUUUCCUUAAAGCUGCAUUAAUCAACGUUUGGCCACUUAAAGCCCCAACACGCUGUCCUCUAGUAAAACUGUUACAGCUCAGGUGUGAGCAACCAGUUGUCCUGUUACACAUCCAGCAGACACAGAACAAAAGCUCAUGUUUGUGUCCAUAUGAUCAAUUUAAGUCAAAUAUUCUUUCUGCUUUUAGCUCUUUUAGGUUUGUACAGAAGCCCGGAGAGGCAAGUUCACCUGCCAAAACUUUUUUUUUCACCUGUUUUCACACAAAAAACUCUUCUUCUUCCUAUUCUCUCCCUAAAUCAUAAACACAGGAGAGAAAAUAUUAUAUAGAUCAGACCUAGAAAGUGCGUCACCAGAAUUGAUUUCAUUCUUUUUUUUAUCACUUGCCUCUCAGGGAUUCUGUAGUUUGCUCUGCACCAACUCUGAGUCGCUAACAUUGCCUGUCUGCUGUUUUGUGUUGGACAGGUUGUGAGUUAUCAGUCUUUAAUGAGUCUUGAGUCUUAAUCAGAUAGAAAAUGUGUCGUAAAAAUAAAACAGUGAGCUAAAAGUGGCCAAAAGAGACACAUGUAUAUGUAUUCAGUUCCUCAUGGCUGUAAAGAUAUUGAUUAAUGGAGCUUUAAAUUGUGUGAAAUCUGUCUUUUGUCCGUCUUAUCUUCAGCCUUUACCCUCAGAGAGCUGCAGUUUUGUCAUUACCAGCUUUACUAACACCCAUCACAAUCCGUUGACGGUUAUCAGGGCACGUAUCGUGGCAACCAAGUUUCCUUUGUUAGUUACAGGAUACGGUCACUUAUAGACUCACUACUACUACUGCACAGGAAAUGACUAGAGAAAAUACAAUCCGCGGCUCUUCUGCUCUUGGUCCUGUGCUGAGCUUCUGUGGCGCUACAUGUUUAGAACCUGUGAUUCUAAAAUCAAAGGCUGAAUCUUCAUUACUGCCAGUAAAAUGUAAUAAGUGUUCAAUCUGCAGGUCAAACUGUGCAUGCACUGCUUACUGCCAAAGUCCUUAAGCCUCAUCGAAGAUUUAAUAUAAUCGGUAGGAACUAAUAGAGAAAAAUAUUUAUUUUGAAAUGGCAUCUUAAAAAAAUAAAAAUAAAUAAUGGUAUUUUUGAUACCCACAUCAGAUAUUUAAUUGUACCAUAGCUAUUGUAUAUUUUUUUGUAAAAUCACCUCAUGAUGUGGGACAAUCUGAAAGCUAAUCUCUAAUUUUAUCACUGAACAAACAGGACGAGCAUUUUACAUUUAAUGUGCUUUUAUUGUGGCGAGCAGUUAUGUAGCAGGUGUGUAUGUGUUUGUGGGGGGAGGGAGGGGGCAGACACACGCUGGAGAAGCAGUUCAGGUAGACGCUGAUGUGCAAUUCUGUCUGUUCCGCGGGAUUUCAUGUUACACUGCAAUGUUCUGUAGAGGUGAAAAACAACUGAGUUAUAAACUCUGAGCUGACAUCCUGUUUCUGUGUGCAGAUUAUCACUCUGUUUGGCUUUUGUGCUGCAGGUGCUGUUUGCUUUAAGGGUCCGUUUACUCAAAUUACAAAAAAAAUGUUGGUUUCUAACCAUGCAGAUAGUCUGGGUUUAAUUUAACUGGCUCUGACAUUUCUGAAACUGUGGUGCUCAAAAUAUCUAAAUUUAAUCUUGAAAAUAAGCAGCAAUGUGUCCCCAUCACUCUGGAUAUUUCAAAUCUUACUGUACUCUAUCCUUAAACAUCAACUUCAAGACCAGUAAGUGCACUGCUAUCUAAGGUUUCAUCAAUUCAAUUAAUUCGAUUUUCAUAUAAAAAAAACCUAGAAAUGUUAGAUUUUUUUUUUUAAACGUAUCACAAAGUUUUUAUUGUUUUGCUGAGAUGAAAAAGCCUGUUCACAGAUAAAAAUGUCUUGCUUUUGCUUUGGAAACACAAAAAAAUAUUGAUAUGAAUCAUGUGACUUAGACUAAAAUUGUGAGAGAAAAACAUCAGAUCUAUGUGGAACAAUUAGGAGACUCAUUUUCCUUAAAGUCAUCAUUGAAACAAACAAAUGUUGCAUUUGCAUCAUUUGAGGUUUGACUGGGACGCCUCAUUGUGUUGUAUCCUCUUCGUCUGCAAUGAUUCUGCAUUUUGUUUUGCAGAUUUUCUGAAAAUUUGUGCCACAUUUGGAUAAAACUUGAUCCGUGUUUUAAUCCCACUCUGGUUGAAAGUUUCAUGUCUGUUUCGUUGGAUGUACUGCUUUCGUCAAUGGGCCAUAGGCUCAAUCAACAUCAAGAUUAUUACUUUAAGACUUUGCAGAUAUUAUUGGACUGAAUUAAUCAGAAUUUGAUCAUACAACAUGUCGUUUCGGGGUGUUUGUGACACUCCAGAACAAAUUUCCUCAUUUUACAGCUGUUCUAUUUGUACUAAUUUUUACUGUGGACCAAGUCUUUAGGCUUUUAUUUUGAAGCUGCAACCGCCACAAACCAAAUUCUGUUCACUUCUGAUGCAUCAGAAUGGAGGCAGAACUCUCAGAUGUCUCGAUACCUGAACAAAUAAAAUACAAACUAUCUCCAUGGGUAGAUUUGACUAGAGGUCAAAAAUAGGAUUUGUGAUUUGGGUGAACUGAUCCUUAAAAACCUGCUCAGAAAUCCACCGUUGAGUCUUUGAGGAUGAAUCUGUUGGACUGUUCAGUAAUCCAAUAAAGGAUCUUCCUGCUGAGCGCUUGGUGAACCUGCUGGAUAAAAGCUUCUGUUUAGAUGCACAAUGUGUGUUUUUUUCAUCCAAACUGUGCUCACACAAACAUUUUCUGUCUGUUGUUACCUGUUUUUGUGAAGAUCUAUAAUUUGUUUUUUAGAAAAGAUACACAAUAUUCUGUAAUUCUUCCAACAAUGUUACAAAACACAGUUACUGUACUCACUGUUAGUGGGUCCGCUUUGCUGUUUGAUAUCAUGGUUUCUGUCCUCUAAAUAAACUAAUAAAAUAAAAUAAUCAUGUUUAAGAACAUUUGUAGAAAAGCUGAAGGUUUGAGGUAAAGUUUUGUAUUUAAUCAUUUUAUGUUUAAAAUAUCUGAAAAGAUGUCUGUAGAAUUCUGUUAGGGUUUCUUUUGUUUUGCUUUGAAAUGAUGAUAAAGGAUUUCUGACUUUAUAAAUGAAAAUGAACCAA